This is a messenger RNA of Ipomoea triloba (trilobed morning glory), 1257 nucleotides long. RefSeq lists its product as uncharacterized. The record is from RefSeq and is a predicted model, not a curated record. NCBI's taxonomy places the organism in Eukaryota, Viridiplantae, Streptophyta, Magnoliopsida, Solanales, Convolvulaceae. Gene Ontology annotation, molecular function: RNA-DNA hybrid ribonuclease activity; nucleic acid binding. The coding region runs from base 1 to 1257 and encodes 418 amino acids. Gene Ontology annotation, biological process: DNA integration. The transcript has 2 exons.
AUGUACACUGACGGGGCGUCUAGUAAGAGGGGAUGCGGGGGCGGGGCAGUACUUAUAUCCCCAGAAGGCUUUAAGGCUUACCAGGCCUUUAGAUUUAACUUUCAGGUAUCCAACAACGAAGCAGAAUACGAAGCCUUGAUAGGAGGGCUGAAAUUGGCCAGAGCACUCCAAGUGAGUAGCCUGACGAUCCGAUCUGACUCUAGGCUCGUGGUGGGCCACGUCAACAACCAAUUCGAAACUCGAGAGAACCAGAUGAGACAGUAUAAGGAAGUGGUACAAAGGUUAUUGGCCGAUUUCGAGCGAUGGGAGUUGGUUCAGAUCCCCAGAGCAGAUAACGGAGAAGCCGACCUCCUAUCUCGAGUCAUGCAAGGCUUGGAUGACCAUUUGGGAUAUGUCUCCCUAAUAAUCACCACUGUUGACAUAAGCACGCCCAGCAUCGAGAGGGAAGAAAUAUGGGUCAUCCACCCCACCCCGGACGAAUGGAUGAAAGAAAUGAUUCUUUAUAAAAAGCACGGGACUACCCCAAACGACCCGACGAGGGCGCGUAAAGUGAUGACAAUGGCCCCGUCGUACCAAAUAAUAGAUGGCAACCUGUUUAAACUAUCCUUCGGGGGGCCGCUACUCCGCUGCCUAACUAAGGCCGAGGCAGACAAGUUACUCACCGAGAUGCACGAAGGGGUCUACGCGGCCCACCAGGGUGCCCAGACCUUGGCCCGAAAAAUCAUCCUCCAGGGGUAUUAUUGGCCUCGCCUAAGGGCUGAUUGCCUAGAGGGCGUGGGCGGCCUGAAGUUCAUAGUAGUGGCAGUGGACUACUUCACCAAGUGGGUGGAGGCUGAACCCCUCGCCUCGAUCACGGAAUAUCAAUGCCGAAAGUUCGUGUGGAAGCACAUAUUCACAAGGUUUGGGGUACCUCUACAAAUCGUAUUGGACAACGGGAAACAAUUCGACAACAAAAACUUCGCUCGCUUCUGCGCAUACUAUGGGGUGGAACACGUCAAGGCAGCAGUAGCAUACCCCCAAGCUAAUGGGCAAGUAGAAAAUGUGAACCGUACCCUCCUAGACGGCAUAAAAAAGAGAGUAGAAACCGUAGGAUCCGCAUGGUACGAGGAGUUGCCCACUAUACUAUGGGCAUACAGAACCACCCCUAGAAAGGCCACUGGUGAAACCCCCUUCUCCUUGACAUAUGGGUGCGAGGCUCGAAACCCUUUAGAAUCCGCCAUACCCACCGAAAGAAGCGAGCUUUACCAGCCUGGGUAG